AUGGAACCAAAGCAUAUUCCGGCUGAGAAUUCCGAAUUUCGACGCACUCAAUCCCUAACUUGCGUGGCUCUUAACGAUAAUGUCGUUCCCUCAACGUCGUAUGGACACGUACAUCGUGCUAAUAGUGAGUCGUUCGGGGCGUCGUCUGCGCACUCAGAUAGUCACACGGAUAGCGGGAUUUGUGAUAGGAUGGUCGAAGGUGAUAUGCUGACAGUGAUGGAGCAAAAAAUUGAUAAGUUAAGUGACAUGUUCCUGGAACAAUGCCGCCUGCUCACGGCCUUGAAGGAGGAGAUUCGAGGCUCCAAGCUGAUGCUGGAGAAGACUGACCUAUCACACAGUCAGAUGCUCGUCGAUAUGCUCAAGACUACUAUUAGUCAGAGGGUCGAUGGUCUGGGCACCCCUAUAUCUGAGAGCGAAGACGGUGAGAAAGUCAACAACCGGGCGCAGGCUCUGCUGAGUGCCAUCGAGAGCAGGAAGGAGGCUUCACUUGACAGCGAGAUUAAAGAAACUCUCGUCAAUUUCCUGCAGAGUGAGGAGCUAAAAAACCAAAUGGUGCGAGCCACCGCGGAGUCAGUGCGUGGUCUGAUCGAUGGGUGCUUCAGUCGCGACAUGUCGAGGCUGUACCUGCCAGUCCUGGAGCGCUCACACCGUCGCCUCAUCGCGCACAUACAAGCCAUCAUAGGACAGGCUUUUGUUGAACUGGAAGAUAAGUUUUCAUCCCUAUUCAAAUCGAUGCUCAAAACGUCAGGGGCGCUUCGUCGCGCAUUGGAGCACCAUCAGCGCCUGCUCGAAGCCACCUCCGACCCUGGCAAGAAUCUGGACAUGACGCUGCAGUGUACCGUUGAAGAAUUGCUUGAAAAAGAGCUAAAGCAAUGGCGACAGAAAGUAGCAGAUAUCCUGUUAAGCCAGUUUCCUUCGAUGUCGCUGCAGAACAUGGAAGCCAGCGUCCUCCCGCCAGCUGCCCCACAAAUGACAGCUAUCGAUCACCUGAUGCAAAAAGCGAUAAUCGACAAGAAGAUUCGAGAUGGCGACGUGAACGGUUCCUUCGAACGCGCCCUUUCAGCAGGUGACCUGUCCUUGGUCAUGGUGGCCUGUCGUGCCAUAGACCCGUCGGAGAUCUUCGGCUCACCCUGCCGGAUCCAGCAGCAUGUCAUACUGUCGCUGGUGCAGCAGUUAGCUACUGAUAUGCUGCAUGAAACUGACUUGAAGUGCAGAUACAUAUCACAGGCCAUAUUAUGCCUGGACGUCCACAGCCGGGAUACUCGCCCUCACCUGCCGCUGGUCGUGGAAGAGGUUCGCAAGCACCUCAAAAAGUUCCUCUCUACUUACCCCAACCACGUCGCUGGCCGACGCAUCAAGUUGAUCGGAAUGGCAGUCAACCAGUUGCUCAUGUAAACUUUGUAACUUUCAGAUUUAUGUGCUUUUUCGAUUUCGAUUUUGUUAGAUUAAACUAAUUCUUUUUCUUCUUUAAUAAACAAUCAAAAUGCAA
Messenger RNA from Helicoverpa zea (corn earworm), 1489 nucleotides. RefSeq names its product enhancer of mRNA-decapping protein 4-like. Gene Ontology annotation, biological process: deadenylation-independent decapping of nuclear-transcribed mRNA. Gene Ontology annotation, cellular component: P-body. The coding region runs from base 1 to 1395 and encodes 464 amino acids. The transcript is spliced from 8 exons. Lineage: Eukaryota; Metazoa; Arthropoda; Insecta; Lepidoptera; Noctuidae. The record is from RefSeq and is a predicted model, not a curated record.